GGGGGAGUGUCGAUAAAGGUGAAAAAAGGGGCAGGGGCGGCUCUUUCUAUUAUACUCUGAUCACAGAUUCCAGUUGGGCUUGCUGAGAAACCAACUGGGCUUCAUCAAUUUGUUCUUCACCAUGCGUUUUUAUUGAAAAAGUCUCAACAUUGAUGCUUCUUUCGGCCACACAGAACCGUGGGAGAGCAAAAGAACCAGUUAUAGGAAAGCAUCAAUUUUAUCAUAUCCCGCUCGUGAUUCCCUCACGGUCUGCCAAAUAAGUAACUGGGCCGGAGUGACCUUCUUCCUUGCCAUCAUUUUCCCCGUCCUUUGCGUUCGUCGAAAGGGGUAUGGUGUUGAUGUGUUUUAUUGCUUACCGGAGCAAGCAGAACAGGAGGAACACUGAAGUGUGGAAAUGGAAACCUUGAUGUAAAAGACAGAGAGGAGAUCAAAGAGGUGCGUUUCGCGAGCUGGGUUUUCUGGAAUUGCAGAUUUCUCCUUGUGGGUUUCUCUUAAAAGUUUGACUGUGAAGAGAAUUUCUGCAGUAGCUGCGGGUUUCUCGAGUUCCCAAGGCAUUUUUUUGAAGGUAAGUAGGUGUGUUUUGCUGAAGAUGUCUAUAAAUUGCAAGAUUUCUGGCUUUACUGGUAGGGUACCAGCUAAUUACAAGCUGAAGAAGUCAAAGGAGACUGUGCAUGAGUCUCACUGUGUCUGGAAAUGGAGGAGAGUGCUUCUCUCUCUUUGGUUUCUAGGUGGGGUUUUUGGGUUCUUAUGGUUUUCCUCGAGUUUCAAUUACGCGGCUUGGCGGGGGAAGGAGAAAACUCCAAAUUUGUUUGAAGAAAAGGGUCGAAUCUGGCUACAGCACUUCAAUGUCAGCAAGAACAAGCUUCGUGCUUGGGCGACUUGGUUCUCUGAGGCGGAUCAGAUAGGAUCCGCGAAAUGUGCUACGAAACUGACAGUUGACAUGGCUCCGAGUAAUAGCAUUGCCUGUGUUAUGAAGGUACUCUGUACAGAGAAGCAGGCAUUCGAAAAGCAGCAUGAAUGUUUUCAAGAAAAUGAUGAACCAAAGGAUCAAUGCAGUGUUCGGGAGGAAAUCAUUCCUUGGAAGUCUGACCUAUCAUUACUGGGGGACAAAUCUGUAUCAUUUGUUUCUCAGUCCACAGCUUCCUCAAUUUUUCCUGGUUGUCAAAAUAAUUAUGAGAAAGUGUUGCAAGCAAGGGCAGUAGUGGAUGGGGCAAAAGAGCAUUGUGAGAGUGUUUCUUUUUGUUUGGUUAAUAUAACUUGUUGGGUCCUGCUGGGAGUGAUAGUCACCUGCAAGACAUCCAGUUUUCAUGUGCAAGUAAGAAGAAAUCGAAAGGAGAAUCUGGUUCAGGAGAAACCUAUGAUGCAGCAGAAGCAGAUGCUCCAGCAAAAGCAACAAGAGCUGGCACAGGGUCCUUCUAAAGGUGCUGGGAAGUGGAGGAAGAAGCUUCUAGUAGUAUUUGUCAUAGGUGGGUUGAUUGGAUCCAUUUGGCUAUUUUGUCAUUUGAAUAAUGAUAUUAUUAUGAGGAGGACAGAAAUGCUAAUAAACAUGUGUGACGAGCGAGCCCGGAUGUUGCAAGAUCAGUUUAAUGUCAGCAUGAACCACGUCCAUGCCUUGGCUAUUCUAAUCUCCACAUUUCACCAUGGAAAAAGCCCUUCUGCUAUUGAUCAGAAAACAUUCAGAGAGUAUACUGAGAGGACAGCUUUUGAGAGACCGCUUACUAGUGGUGUAGCCUAUGCUUUGAAAGUGCUGCACUCAGAGAGAGAGCAGUUUGAGAAGGAGCAUGGCUGGACAAUAAAGAAAAUGGAAAAUGAAGACCAAACGUUAGUCCAAGAUUGUAAUCCAGACAAUUUGGAUCCUUCACCUGUUCGAGAUGAAUAUGCACCUGUUAUAUUUUCUCAAGAAACUGUCUCCCAUAUUGUCUCCAUUGACAUGAUGUCUGGAAAGGAAGACCGUAAUAAUAUUUUGCGAGCAAGGGCAUCUGGGAAGGGAGUGCUAACGUCUCCUUUUAAGCUAUUAAAAUCCAACCACCUAGGAGUUGUCCUGACAUUUGCUGUCUACGGUACUGAUCUCCCUGCAGAUGUGACACCACAGCAACGUAUCGAAGCUACUGUGGGGUAUCUGGGUGCAUCCUAUGAUGUCCCUUCACUAGUGGAGAAGCUUCUGCACCAGCUCGCCAGCAAACAAACAAUUGAUGUAAAUGUUUAUGAUACAACCAAUGCAUCUGCACCCAUCAACAUGUAUGGUCCUGAAGUUAUUGAUACUGGAGCAUUGCACAUUAGCUCCCUUGAUUUUGGGGACCCAUCACGGAAACAUGAGAUGUGUUGCAGGUUCAAGCAGAAACCUCCUCCACCUUGGACUGCAAUAAUAGCUUCUGUGGGGGCCUUGGUGAUCACUUUGCUUCUGGGCCAUAUCUUUCAUGCAGCUAUAAACCGAAUUGCAAAAGUGGAGAAUGACUAUCGGAAGAUGAUGGAACUCAAAGUUCGUGCUGAGGCUGCUGAUGUGGCAAAAUCUCAGUUCCUAGCAACCGUAUCACAUGAGAUCAGGACUCCAAUGAACGGUGUCUUAGGUAUGCUGCAAAUGCUGAUGGACACAGAUCUUGAUGCUAAUCAACUAGACUUUGCGCAGACUGCCCAUGAUAGCGGGAAAGAUCUAAUAUCACUGAUUAAUGAGGUUCUUGAUCAGGCUAAGAUUGAAUCAGGAAGGCUUGAGCUUGAAGCUGUGCCUUUUGAUAUGCGGAGUGUCCUUGAUAAUGUGUUUUCUCUUUUUUCAGGCAGAUCUCAUGAGAAAGGGAUUGAGUUGGCCGUUUAUGUCUCAGAGCAAGUGCCUGAAGUUGUCAUUGGAGAUCCUGGACGUUUCCGGCAGAUAAUCACAAAUCUUGUUGGAAAUUCUAUUAAGUUCACUCGUAACAAAGGGCACAUAUUUGUAUCUGUGCAUCUGGCAGAUGAAGCAAGGGACCGACAUGAUGUUAAAGAUGAAGUUUUGAGACAGAGUUUGACUUUGGUUCAAGAUAGGUCAAAUAACACUCAUAAUACAUUGAGUGGGUUUCCAGUUGUAGACAGGUGGAAAAACUGGGAGAAUUUUAAGAAGUUGAGUUGUACAAAUUCUGCAGAGGAACCUGAAAUCAUCAAAUUGUUAGUAACAGUUGAGGACACUGGAAUUGGAAUUCCUCAUGAUGCACAAGGACGCAUCUUCACACCUUUUAUGCAGGCAGAUAGUUCCACUUCCCGAACACAUGGUGGGACUGGUAUAGGACUGAGCAUUAGCAAGUGUCUGGUUGAUCUUAUGCAUGGGGAGAUUGGGUUUGUGAGUGAGCCUGGCAUUGGCAGUUCCUUUUCAUUUUAUGCAGCUUUCAGAGAAGGAGAUAGAAAAUUGUUGGAUUCAAAGCAGCAGUCUCAUAAUCCAGCAGUUUCAGAGUUCCAGGGAUUGAGGGCAUUGGUGGUUGAUGAAAGAAGAAUCCGAGCUGAGGUUACCAGAUAUCAUCUGCAGAGAUUGGGAAUAUCCGUUGACAUGGCUCUCAGUCUAAAAUGUGCAUCUGUGUGUAUAUCUAGCAUCUGCAAAGCAAGUGCAUUUACUCAAUUAGCUAUGAUUCUCGUUGAUGAAGAUGUUUGGGAUAAGGACACUGGCCUAGCAUUCCAACAUCUGAUCCAAGAAAUCAGAUUGAAUGGCAGAAUAGAAGCCUCAGAUAUACCUCUAAAGAUAUUCCUUUUGGCAAAUUCCAUUAGCCCUAGCAAGCGCAGCAAGAUAAAAUCUGCUGGUGUUGUGGAUAACGUACUAUUGAAGCCUCUUCGUUUAAGCAUAUUAGUUGCCUGCUUCCAUGAAACCCAUGGAAUUGGCGAGGGAAGGCAGCUGAGUAGAGGCAAACCAACAACUCUGGGGAAUUUACUAAAUGAAAAACAAAUCUUAGUGGUGGAUGACAAUCUUGUCAACCGGAGAGUCGCAGAAGGCGCUCUAAAAAAGUAUGGAGCAGUUGUUACCUGUGUGGACAGUGGGAAGGCUGCUCUAGAGAUGCUUAGACCACCUCACAACUUUGAUGCUUGCUUCAUGGAUCUCCAAAUGCCUGAAAUGGAUGGAUUUGAAGCAACACUGAAAAUUCGAUAUAUGGAGAGUAAGGCUAAUGAAAAAAUUGUGCCUGAGGAGGCUUCGACAGAGAUGUCUACAAAUGUGGGACACUGGCAUACUCCUAUAUUGGCAAUGACAGCCGAUGUCAUUCAAGCAACAAAUGGAGAGUGCAUGAAGUGCGGGAUGGAUGGUUAUGUGUCAAAGCCAUUUGAAGAAGGGCAACUCUAUUCAGCAGUGGCGCGAUUCUUCGAGUCUGAUUGAUUGAGUGGGACUGGCCUGGCAGAGAUGGUUCAUUCGGUGCUCUGGCCUAGGGGUUGAUUUGAGACAUUUGCAGAUUGGCCUUCAAACCAUUUGGGUUGUCCACAUGGUAGUGAGCCUUACUGCUACAAGGUGGCACAAUCAACAAUUCCCAGUUCCAUUCUUCUCUCAUCAAUAUGGAAUGCUGGUCCUAUACGACCACGAUGAAAGAUACUGAUUCUUUGUGGGUACUUGAGGAGAUGAAGCAGCAGCUCGUAGCCAGUUGUAAUCUAUUCUGCAUUGUAUCAGAAUCAGCCUCAGCCAGCAAGAUUGAUGGGGAUUAUACGUAUAGACACCUUCUUUUGUUUGUGUACUUAAAUGCCUUGUGGUAUUUUGUGUGGCUUUUAAAUGAAGCGUGUGCAAGCAAGAUGAGUAUGCUAUAAUGAGAGAAAUAACCAUAUUUUAAAUUCUAAUAAAAUCAAUGAUUUAUCCUUUAAUCUUCUUGGGAUUUGUGAGAAAAUGUGUACAGAUAACCCAAAUACCAAGAAGGUGAAAGAUCAAAUUAUUUGUUCCUUUAGAAUCAAUUGUGGCUGUUUUGACAGUAUAUCGUUUUAGAAUGUACUCAUCUAAGAGGAGAGAUUAAUAUAGGAGGCGCAACUAAAAGGUUUAUGCACUAAAAAUCAUUUUAAGGUUGAAAUUUCGCUACGAUUGGCCAAUGUAUUUGACUAUUGUAAAGAUUUUGUAUUAUCCCAAUUGGCUGUAAAUAAAUAUAAGGGUUAUUAUUAA
This is a messenger RNA of Malania oleifera, 5083 nucleotides long. Its product is annotated as histidine kinase 2. Gene Ontology annotation, molecular function: phosphorelay sensor kinase activity. The record is from RefSeq and is a predicted model, not a curated record. Lineage: Eukaryota; Viridiplantae; Streptophyta; Magnoliopsida; Santalales; Ximeniaceae. The transcript has 15 exons. The coding region runs from base 590 to 4321 and encodes 1243 amino acids. Gene Ontology annotation, biological process: phosphorylation; phosphorelay signal transduction system.